AUGUUGAUUGAGAGAGAGAGUGGUGUUGCAACAGUGAUGAAAGAAGUAGAGAAAGAACUGAACACAGACAAAUCAGUCAGCAGAAGAAAUAACAUCUCACUGCAAGGCACAGCUACUACCACCACGGCCGCAAGAGAUGCAGAAGAGGGAGAAGAUGUAGCAAUGAGAGCAGUGCUUCUGCGGCUCAUUGACACUGCUGUCUUCACCUUCAAUCUGGCUUUCUUGGCACUCAUGGAGGCCGCAGCUAGACUGGCUGCUGGGAUCAUGAAUUUCACAUUUGAUUCCAUUUGA
Messenger RNA from Blastomyces dermatitidis ER-3, 291 nucleotides. RefSeq lists its product as uncharacterized. The record is from RefSeq and is a predicted model, not a curated record. The transcript has a single exon. NCBI's taxonomy places the organism in Eukaryota, Fungi, Ascomycota, Eurotiomycetes, Onygenales, Ajellomycetaceae. Bases 1 to 291 code for a protein of 96 amino acids.